UUUAGCUCCUCUAACACAUCCACACUCACACAUACAGUCAGUUAAAAUCUUCUGGUUCAUCUGACCUGCAUGUUUUUGCACUGUAAAGGAAACCCACACAGAUAUAGAUUAACCUGCAAACUCUACAUAGAUAUACAUCUGCUGAAAAGCUGAAAAGACACCGCUGGCUCAGCGAUUGCUUUGAGUUGUUAGGUUGCUUUAACUCUGUCUGGCCAAUUAAGCCAAACAAGAACCAGCUGGUCCACCUGUGACGCUCACAGAGUCUCAACAACCAAAGAUGAACACCUACCAAUUAAUCUUUUUGGUGACAUUUAUUUCUUUAUCACUGCUCCUUUUGAAAUGUGAAGCCCAUACCCUUUUAAAUCAAUUUCAAGCAACAGUUUAUAAAAUUAUGAAUGAUAAUACAUUGAUCUGCCAUGAUGGGUUCAUGUCCGUUUACAUACCAAAGGAACAGUUUGCCGAUCUUCCUCUAACCAUUUAUGUUCAAGAUGAGCAUGGUGGAUUUUACCAAGCCAUUGCUAUAGCAAAACAGUGCCAGUACUUCCUUGGAGAAACUGACACCUUUUUUAUUUUAACAGUUGCCUCCCAUGGCUGUUUUGUGAGAAGACAAAAAUAUAUCACAAGUUUGUUUGUUGUCAUCAUGGCACUUGCAGACAGAGGAAAAGUUGAAAUUGUCAAGUCAAUACCCCUCAUCUGUGACAGGAAAAUUAAAGAGGAAAGCAAACAUGAUUAUCCACCAGUAUCAAGGAAAUUUUUCUGCAACAAAGAUGGGUUCAACAUCACCAUUCCCCAGAAUGAGACAGUCCCACCUCUGAACCUGGACACAGUCUGGAUCCCUUCUGGCGAACAACACAAUUGUAAACCACAAAAAAGAUCCACUGAUGCUGUCACUUUCAGCUUUCCAUUCACUGAUUGUGGCACUCAGUCCACGGUAGUAGAUGGGAUUAUAACCUACUGGGUCAACAUUGAGGUGAAACAUCAUCUGCAGAAAGGCUCUAUAUUUCGUGACACUCCUUUCCACCUCACUGUGCGCUGCAGCUUCUCACUGGCACAAAUGACUCAACUAGGCAUCGAGAUUCAGGGAGAAAAAUCAGAGCAACCAUCAACACUGAAGAGCGAGGGAGUUCUGAGGGCUGAAAUGAGGUUUGCUAAAGAUUCCACUUACAGGUCUUUUCAUUCCUCUCGUGACCCUCCAACAGUAACUGAGCUUGGCCAGUCCGUGUAUGUGGAGGUGUUUGUCCUCAAACAUCGGGACAAGGAUUUGGUGCUGCUGCUGCAGGACUGCUGGGCCACACCGACUAAAAACCCACAUGAUCCACAAAGAUGGAACCUGCUUGUUAAAGGGUGUCCUUUCACUGGUGAUAGUCACGGGACUGUUGUGUUGCCAGUUCUCUCCAAUAAGGGGCUCAAGUAUCCCUCUCUCCACAAAUGGUUUGUGGUCAAGCUGUUUUCAUUUGUGAAGCCCCCAACAGCUGAAACCCUGGUAUAUUUCCACUGCGAUAUAGAGAUCUGUAAAGGAGAAGCUUGCUCACAGUCCUGCAGCAAUGGAAGGCGUAAAUCAAGAAGAAUCACCUCAAGGCCAGGACAGAGGCUCUAUUACAGUGUGGUCUCUGGCGGACCUCUUCUUUAUCUUCUUUAAUGAAUCAGAUAAAAUUGCAGCUAUUUCAUUUCUGUAAUGUUUGGAGGCGCCAGGAUUGGAAACAGCGGAGCCAAGAACUGUCCAUGAUUUGUAAUUAAAAUAAAUCUGUUCCCUCUAAUA
Molecule: messenger RNA, 1759 nt
Organism: Thunnus maccoyii (southern bluefin tuna)
Lineage: Eukaryota; Metazoa; Chordata; Actinopteri; Scombriformes; Scombridae
Product: zona pellucida sperm-binding protein 4-like
Exons: 10
Coding region: 278-1639 (453 amino acids)
Biological process (GO): prevention of polyspermy; binding of sperm to zona pellucida
Cellular component (GO): egg coat
Molecular function (GO): acrosin binding; structural constituent of egg coat
Source: RefSeq, a predicted model, not a curated record